Thamnophis elegans (Western terrestrial garter snake) is the source of this 981-nucleotide messenger RNA. It is a transcript of the gene FNDC8, whose product is annotated as fibronectin type III domain containing 8. The record is from RefSeq and is a predicted model, not a curated record. NCBI's taxonomy places the organism in Eukaryota, Metazoa, Chordata, Lepidosauria, Squamata, Natricidae. The coding region runs from base 246 to 926 and encodes 226 amino acids. Gene Ontology annotation, cellular component: nucleus. The transcript is spliced from 4 exons. Gene Ontology annotation, molecular function: protein binding.
UGUACGUCCUAAAAUCAAAUUCUGUAGACUUGGACGCUAAUAUAUUUGAAGUUUGAAAUGUCUCUAAGCUUAGCAGUCUUCCUGUUGUAAGGAUCCGAAGCUUUCACAUUGUCUCAUUCCAGUGACUAGCUGCAACCUUAAAGGUCCAGACAUAUUCAGAGCUGAUCAUCAUAUCAACAUAUCUUGCAAGGAGGAGCUUAUCAUAUAUUUUCUUUCCUAAAGAUAUGACCUCACCCCUCUAGAACAUGUUUCAGCUCUACAGAAACCACUCGUUGCUCAGCAGCGACACCAGCGACACCUCCAGCUAUGGCCUGAGCAACACCAUGGAGAACUCCAAGAACAUCCUCUACUCCACCGCUAGUCUGCCUCACACCUUGGAUGACCUACUGGCUGGCAUGAAAGUCCCACCGAAAGAAGCCCGCCAGCCUCCACCCGCUCGCUCCAAGUGCAGCACCAGGAAGGAAAGCGUCCUCAUCAAUCUGGACGUAAGCGAUGGAGAGACCAGCAUCUCAGACAGCGGAUCGGAGUCGCCUGUCUAUGUGCAGUUGCCGCCGGAGCCCGUCAUCCAGGAGCACACGGUCAGCGCCAUCAAUGCCAAGGUCUCUUGGGCCAGCCCACAGAAUGGUGAGUUGAUUUCCUUCUAUGAGCUGCACCUGCAGGAGGCGAAGCUGGAAGGCCAAGGGAAAGAUAUCCAUUGGUUUUGCUCACAGACAGAAGAGAACUUGGAAAACCUGACUCCUGGCACCACGUACGUGAUACGGGCCCGAGCUCUCAAUGUGGCAGGCACAGGGAAAUGGAGUCCACCUUACAGGUUCUGCACAGUUUAUCCAAUCCCAGGCAUGCCCCUGGAUCCUUCUCCUGUCACCGUCACUGUACGAAGGCAUCGGAAAUCCCAAAAGAAAACUAUCUUUAUUCCGUCUCCCUAAGAUUACCUGCACCAGGGCAAUAAAGGAUUUCUCUGAUCUGCUCCAGGAUCCCUGU